AUGGCGGGUGUUCCAUACUCCUCCGCAGUCGGGAGUUUGAUGUAUGCCAUGGUCUGUACCAAACCAGAUAUCGCUCACGCGGUUGGAGUUGUUAGCAGGUAUCUUUCCAAUCCUGGGAAGGAUCAUUGGGAAGCUGUGAAGUGGAUCUUGAGGUACCUAAGAGGCAGUGCAAAUAAGUCCUUGAGCUUCGGCAAAGGAAACCAAGUUCUUGAAGGUUAUACAGAUGCAGAUAUGGCAGGUGACCUUGAUAGUAGAAAGUCUACUUUGGGGUUUGUGUUUACAUUUGCAGAAGGAGCUGUAUCUUGGCAAUCUAAAUUGCAGAAAUUUGUUGCCUUGUCGACUACUGAAGCAGAUCAGAGCGCAUUGGAUUUGAGUAAGAAUGCGAUGUACCACUCUCGCACGAAGCACAUUGAUGUCAGAUAUCAUUGGCUACGUCAAGCAGUGGAAGAACAACAGUUCAGGUUGGAAAAGAUUCACACUGACGAUAAUCCUGCUGACAUGAUGACGAAAGUUGUAACAGGGGGAAAGCUUCAGCUUUGUGCCGAGUUGAUCUGCAUGGAAUGCAUGUAA
Molecule: messenger RNA, 570 nt
Organism: Striga hermonthica
Lineage: Eukaryota; Viridiplantae; Streptophyta; Magnoliopsida; Lamiales; Orobanchaceae
Source: the annotation of a GenBank genome assembly